Pleuronectes platessa (European plaice) is the source of this 3413-nucleotide messenger RNA. It is a transcript of the gene mapk9, whose product is annotated as mitogen-activated protein kinase 9. The transcript is spliced from 12 exons. Gene Ontology annotation, cellular component: nucleus; cytoplasm. NCBI's taxonomy places the organism in Eukaryota, Metazoa, Chordata, Actinopteri, Pleuronectiformes, Pleuronectidae. The coding region runs from base 204 to 1466 and encodes 420 amino acids. Gene Ontology annotation, molecular function: ATP binding; JUN kinase activity. Gene Ontology annotation, biological process: JNK cascade; protein phosphorylation. The record is from RefSeq and is a predicted model, not a curated record.
GCCGCCGCUAGAGUUACCGAGCAGCCGGGAGGAAGCGCCCCGUGUCCCGACAGCCCGGCCGGCUCCUUCUGCUCAACUUCCCCCGAGUGUCGCAUGUGCCCGGGAGACGUGGAGAGUGUGUGAACCGUGUUUUAGAUGCUCGGCAGUGGCCUGGGGACGGCGAAGGGAGAAGACAGUGCUGGUGGUCCUGAGUGCUCAGCAGGAUGAGUGAGGCAGAGGGCCAGUUCUACAGCGUUCAGGUGGGGGACUCCACCUUCACCGUACUCAAACGCUUCCAGCAGCUCCGCGCAAUCGGUUCUGGGGCCCAGGGCAUCGUCUGCUCUGCUCUGGACACAGUCCUUAGUAUACCUGUUGCUGUGAAAAAGCUGUGUCGACCCUUCCAGAACCAGACCCAUGCCAAGCGGGCCUACAGGGAGUUGGUGCUGCUCAAAUGUGUCAACCACAAAAAUAUCAUCCGUCUGAUCAAUGUGUUCACGCCUCAGAAGUCCCUGGAGGAAUUCCAGGAUCUGUAUCUGGUGAUGGAGCUGAUGGACGCCAGCCUGUGCCAGGUGAUCCACAUGGACCUGGACCAUGAGAGGAUGUCCUACCUGCUCUACCAGAUCCUCUGUGGCAUCAGACACUUGCACUCUGCUGGCAUCAUCCAUAGGGAUCUGAAGCCCAGCAAUAUUGUGGUGAAGUCGGAUUGCACUCUGAAGAUCUUGGACUUUGGCCUGGCACGGACGGCUUGCACUAACUUCAUGAUGACCCCCUAUGUGGUGACCAGAUACUACCGCGCCCCAGAGGUCAUUCUAGGCAUGAAGUAUAAGGAGAAUGUGGACAUCUGGUCAGUGGGGUGUAUCAUGGGAGAAAUGGUAAAGGGCGGCGUGAUCUUCCAGGGCACUGACCAUAUCGACCAGUGGAAUAAGGUGAUAGAGGUUCUGGGCACGCCCAGUCUGGAGUUUAUGAACCGGCUGAUGGAGACUGUGAGGAACUAUGUCCUGAACAAGCCACAGUAUCCUGGCGUGAGCUUUGCUGAUCUUUUCCCCGACUGGGCCUUCCCUUCUGACUCAGAGCACGACAAGCUGAAGACAGCUCAAGCACGGGACCUGCUGUCCAAAAUGCUGGUUAUUGAUCCCGAGUCCCGCAUCGACGUGGAAGAAGCUCUGAACCACCCCUACAUUCACGUGUGGUACGACCCAGGGGAGGCAGACGCGCCUCCACCCCAGAUUUCAGACAAGCAGCUGGAAGAGCGAGAGCACUCCAUUGAGCAUUGGAAAGAACUUAUUUAUGAAGAGGUGAUCGACUGGGAAGAGAGGAACAAGAACGGUCUAAUGAAAGAAGAUUGCUCUGAUGUGGUGUCAGGUUCCGCCUCCCAGUCCUCCUCAGCCAACGACAUCUCGUCCAUGUCCACGGAGCACACCUUGGCCUCGGACACGGACAGCAGCAGCAUCGACACACUGACGGGACCGCUGGACGAGAGUCAGUGAUCACAGUCCAUUGGCCACCUCUGUCUGCCUGCCUCAGGCCCCCACCUCCCAUAUACGAUAUCUAAAUAUCACUCGGUCAUCACCUUCCUUUCCUCUGUUUUCCUUUCCCCUCUAACCUCAAUGAAAAGGUUUAUUUUUCUAUUUUUUCCCCCCGUACGAUCUGGUGGCUCAUCCUCUUCGUCUUCACACUCUGUUUUGGACUGCUAGCCGGAGGUCAAAGCUAUCUAUGCUGUUUUUUGGGGUGGAGAAGGUUGCUCUUUCUCUUCUCCGUGGAUAUUGUUUAACUCGAUCAAGUAUAUUGAUGUAUGCACCUGUAAUGGUUUUCAGGUUACCAGGAGGAGGCAGUGGUGGAUUUGUUUUGUAUGCCUGUAUUUUUAAUAGUUUUAUUUUUUUAGCAAAUGUUAAGUUGAGACCAGAGGUCAUAGUCAUCUAAUCAGUGCAGACACGUGCUGACCCCAGCUGCUCUCAUGCAUGUAACGCCAAUAAGAACAAGAGCUUGCCAUAAGUCGAUCGCACUUACCGUCCAACGUCCAUCAGAUGAUCAAACACUAAUCCGAACUUUGAUCGACCCUUUCGCUAGCUCGCAGGAUUGCAUAUCUCCACAGUGGUGUGUUCUUUAUUCUAUGAAUUGGUCUGAGUGAUGUGGAUUUUGAGCUUUUACUCCUGUCAGCUAGAGGAAGUUGUGGUUUGCAGUGUUACUGUUUUAUUUCCUGAUAUAAUGUACUGUAUGUAAAGAUGUCAAGAUCUGACACGCAUAGUGACUGUAGACCCUUUCGUUACCAGUACAGUAGAUACCGCGUGCUUGUUUUCUUAAGAACUUCAAAAUAUCUGUAGAAGAAUAUUGAAGAAUAUUGCAAUCAUCCUGAUUUGAACAUAAGGUACUUCUUAUCAAUGUGUGUAUCAAAAGACUGUCGUAGUCCCAUUCGUUUGGGGAAGGCUCAAAGCCACACGUAGUAUUUAUUUUUGUGUUCUAGCAAAAUGUUGCACAUGAUCACAUCGAGGCCCAUGGGAAUCAAGCCUCUUGUCAAAAAAUGUCAUUGAUGGAUAAAUGCAUGGGCCGCACCUUUUUCUAAACCAUUCCAUUAGUGCCGAGAUAAUAACGAAGUGACCCACGAGUCAGACGUCAUGUAGAACACACGCCACGGCAGUGAAACACAAACAGUAAGGGUGUUUAACUUGCAUGAAGGCAGUCGAGAUGCCUCUAAGAAACUGUAGUUCUUGCUUUAAAAAGACAAAUCCGUUCAGAUCACUUUUACUUUUACUUACAGUACCUUGAUGUUCGUGGUUCUGAAAUACUAUUCAUAAGAUUUAUUUGUUUUGCCUUGUAAGCCUAUAUAUGUGUAUGUGUGUGUGUGCGUUACCAAAUGUACAGUGCAACACUCUCCCUCUUUAUCUCCCUGGAGUCGUCCCUGAAGGCAGCAGUCGCCCCGUCUGUAAAGGCAGUGUCUGUGGGGGAGGUUGGCCCAGCAACAGAGAAAUGAGGAUGUGAGUCCUGAAUCCAAAUCUGGACCUGGCAACUCGAGAUUGACACUUUAAAGAUGAUCGUUGCAAAUGGACUGCAGAGCUGCUUCUUUUUUUUUCAAACUGAUAGCACAGUGUGAUGGACAUGCAGAAAUACGACACUGCGGAGCCACUGAGGACUCGUGCACCAUGUUUUCCUUUCAAAGACCAUGACCUUAUUCUUUCAGUCAUGCCUCAAAUGACCUGAGGAGUGGCCAACUCGCUCACUCGCAUCAUGUUCUCCAACAUGGACUGAGCUUCACAGCGAUCAGAGAGUCAUGUGUGUUUACCAGGAUUUCAAAAGAAAGCGCCAUUGAACAAUGCACAUCUCACAUUUUGGUUCAGUUUGUUUCUCCUUUUAUUUUCAGAGAUGUCCUGUGUGAUUGCAUCGACCACAACGUUAUUAUCACUUGGCCCUUACGCAACUAAUAAAGUGGACAUCAGUGA